Molecule: messenger RNA, 1244 nt
Organism: Schistosoma intercalatum
Lineage: Eukaryota; Metazoa; Platyhelminthes; Trematoda; Strigeidida; Schistosomatidae
Source: the annotation of a GenBank genome assembly
UGAGGCGCUACUAUUAAUAUAGUGCGUUACUGUGUGACGUAAUUAGACGUUCACUUGCUCUUGUUCCAUCGAUAAGAUCUCACUACUUAGUUUCUAAUUUCAAUGACUUGGACUCGUUCUGAAGUACAAUAUGGAAUAAUACAAAAACUAUGUCUACAUGCUAUUAAAUAUGGACCAAUUCCAAAACAUGUUGCUUUUAUUAUGGAUGGGAAUAGACGGUUUGCUGAUAGUAAAAUGUUAAAAAAAUCUGAUGGUCAUUUACAUGGUUUUACAAAACUCUCUGAGACUUUACAAUGGUGUCGUGAUAUUGGCAUUGAAGAAGUAUCAAUAUUUACUUUUAGUAUAGACAAUUUCAAUAGAUCUCAUGAAGAAGUUUCAUUUUUAAUGAAUUUAGCUGAAGAAAAACUUCAAGAGUUACUAGAUAAUAAAGAUGAAUUGAAAGAAGAUGAUAUAUGUAUUCGUGUUAUUGGAAAUUUAGCAUUACUACCAGCAAAAGUUCAAAGUUUGGCUGCACAAUUAAUGCUUGUUACUAGGAAUCAUUCAAAAUCAAUACUAAACAUAUGUAUGGCAUAUAAUAGCCGUAAUGAUAUUACCAAUGCAAUGGAAAUCGUACGUUUAGGUGUGAAAGAAGGAAAAAUUAUACCUAGUGAUAUCACUCAAGAAUUAUUAUCAAAAUGUUUAUAUACACGUUUAUUAAAACCAUUAGAUUUAUUAAUUCGUACUUCUGGUGAAAUACGUUUAAGUGAUUUUUUAACUUGGCAAUUAUUAGAAAAUGAUACAAUUUAUAAAUUUAUUAAUAAUUAUUGGCCAGAAUUUUCAUGGUGGAAUUUUCUUUCAUCUAUUUUACAUUAUCAAAUAUCAUAUCUACAAUUAUCACCAUUAAUUAAUUCUAAACGAAUGAUGAAUAACAAAUUGAAUAAUAUUCAUAAUGAUGAUUCUAUGAAUAAUAAUUUCAUAUUGAAUAGGAUACAUUCAAAUGAAAAUGAAGCACAUCAACAACGUAUUAAUUCAUUUUUAGAUUAUUUAGAUCAAACAUUUUGGCAAAAUAUGACUAGUUUAGCUACUUCAUUUUAAUGUAAACAAGAUUUCCUCUCUCUCUCUCUCUGUCUAUGUGGAUGUGUAUCUGUGCAAUUCCUUAUAGAAUGAAUGAAUCCAUGAUUUCACUUACCCAUUAAAUGUACAAAUGAUUUUACACUUACUUACAAUGUAUGUAUUUAAACAAAAAAGAAAGCAAUAUUAUGAUA